Molecule: messenger RNA, 1821 nt
Organism: Didymodactylos carnosus
Lineage: Eukaryota; Metazoa; Rotifera; Eurotatoria; Philodinida; Philodinidae
Source: the annotation of a GenBank genome assembly
UAAAGGAAUCAUUUACUUUUAUAAAAUAAAGAUAAAUUUUUUUUUCAUUUAUUUAUAUUUAUUUUUUAAGUAUAAAUGAUUCAUUUACAUUUAUUUUCCAAAGUAACACUAAAUUAACACCCCUACUCUACAAUCAACUGCUAAACGUUCUUUGUUUAGCUUGGUGUCGCUCCAUUAGCUGAUAACCAUCCCAAUGAUAAGUAUUACUAUCAGAUUAUCGUAUUUACUGGUCAUCGAAGAAACGCGAGAACGAAAUCAAAAGUGUAUUUGAUUGUUUCCGGUGACAAUGAUCACACCGAUAUUCGUCCAUUAGACGAUUCGAAACGUAAAAUAUUUCAACGUGGUAGCAUUGAUGCUUUCGUUAUGUCUGUCCCGAAACCACUUGGGGUACUAAACUACAUUCGUAUUUGGCAUGAUAACUCUGUUGAUGGUUGGUUUCUCAAAUAUAUUAUUGUAAGAGAUUUACAGACGAACGACAACUUUCAUUUUAUUUGCCAACAAUGGUUAGCGAUCGAGAAAAAUGACGGAUCGGUUGACAAAUUACUGUGGAUUGCUUCUGAAGAAGAAAAACAACAAUUUUCGCAUGUUUUACAGAAGAAAGCCACACAAACAAUGAAUGAUGAUCAUCUGUGGUUUUCCAUCUUUCUGCGUUCUACCUCUAUACUCUACUAUGAUCAGAAGAAUGAAGCUGCCGACACUAAUGGAUGGACAUUGGGUCCAUUUCGUUUCUCAAAAGAACAGAUCGGAGUUAGUUUAGUAGUCGAUCUGUUAGCGGUAGCACCUGGAAUUUUAUUACUUGAAUUAUUUCGUCGAAUCAAACCACGUCCAACAGAAAAAGUUGAUAUAACGGACAGCUCAAGUCGGAAGAAUGGCAGUUUGAAUGGUAUUGGUACAGAGUAAGUACAACGAAUGAAAACUACUAAGUACAACAAAGCGAAGAUGUAGACAAUGCAUUGUCCUACCCUUUUCCUGCUCACAGAAUUGUUGAAGACAAGAAGAGGAAGAAAAUGGAAGACAAAACGGAACGAACAUUUCCAUGGUGGUGCAUCUACAUUGCAUACACUAUCUCAUUUGUAAUCAUUCUAACAUCAGCAUUCUUUAUUAUUAUUCGGGGAAUUCAAUUUGAAAAUGUUAAAACACAAAAAUGGUUAACAACAUUGUUUACGGGAUUUUUUCAACAAUUAUUUUUAAUACAACCUAUAAAAGUAACAUUAUAUUGUGCUCUUCUGAUCGAAUACAAUUUUGAUCUUUAUAAUUUUUAUGUUCACUUGAGGUUGUUCUGUUGGGAUUUCUGUUCACACUGGUUAGUCGAAAAAGUUCUCUUGAAGAACAAAAAAAGAUAGAUAGAUAGAUUCGUCUCUUCGCACCGAUUCGGAUAGUUCUCACCUGUCUUCGCCUUCAUUUUUGCUAAUUCGAAAAUACGAAUUGAUGUCAAAGAACAAGAAGCAGUUCUAUGAGGUAGUAAAAAUCGGCUCUUGGCAUCGAUUCAGAUACAAAGAAAAUAGCGGCGAACCUCUCACCUUUCUGUGUGCACGUGUAUGUCGGAGGGGGGAUGGGCGCAGUGAGGAUGGCUGUGAGCAUUUACACAACAAGCCAAACGUGUCUUGUGUAUGCGAAUCGAUGUGAAGCGACGAAUCUAUGUAUUUUUGAUCUCGGGGAAAUGUGUCUUGUCUUUAUCAUCAAUUCGUAUUUAAAUAAAGGUUGUAUAAUAUAAAUUCUUAACAGAAAAGAAUAAAAGACAUUGUUCUUAUACUUUCUCACUGAAAUAGUAUGAACUACUCAGAAAAGAGGAUAAGCUAGGACUAAACUCAGCAUGUAGUA